Messenger RNA from Prunus armeniaca (apricot), 279 nucleotides. The record is from the annotation of a GenBank genome assembly. Lineage: Eukaryota; Viridiplantae; Streptophyta; Magnoliopsida; Rosales; Rosaceae.
AUGAGAUCUGCCAAGGUGAGAUCCACAGAGGUGAGUUUUGUGGAGGUGAGAUUCGCGAAGGUGAAAUCCGCUGAGGUGAGUUCUGCCAAGGUGAGAUCCACGGAGGUGAGUUCCGUCGAGGUGAGAUCCGUGGAGGUGAAAUCUGUGGAGGUGAGUUCCGUCAAGGUGAGAUUUGUCAAGUUGAUGUUUGCUAAAGGUGAGAUUUGCCUAGCAGGAAUCUCCAAAUCCUCUGGAGAGUUGGUCCAAGAAUGUUGCCUCCAUCAGCUAAGGAUCUGUUGA